AUGUAUCAACCCAGCAGGGGGGCGGCCCGGCGCCUGGGCCCGUGCCUCCGCGCCUACCAGGCUGGGCCCCAGGACCAGCUUUCUCCACGGGCUCUGCCAUUCCCACCCCUGUGGCCCCACUCCACGACUUGCACUUCUCCCCCUUCUCUUCAGUGGUCUCCCACACUCUCAUGGCCGCCUGCUGGGCUGCUUCCCCGAGCUCCCCCGCUACCUCUCCCUCAGGUCCACGCCCUCAGCUCACCCUGGGCCAGUCUCCCUCCAGGAAAGGGGGAGGAGGGACCAGGCCCUGAGUUGCAUAGUGGCUGUCUGGAUGGGCUUAGGAGCCUACUUGAGGGACCUUCCUGCCCCCACCUUGGGGCUGUGCUGUCUUUCCAAGCCCCUGUGACUGCCCGCCCUUCCCCUGCCACUCCAUCAGGAGACCCCAGUAUGGAGGAGCACCUGGCUGUCAUGUAUGAGAGACUGAGACAAGAGCUUCCCACUCUCUUCCUUCACUCCCAUGACUACACCCUCUACUCCUCGGACGUGGAGUUCAUCAACGAGAUCCUGCGCAUACGCACCAAGGGCCUGACGUGGUAUAUCCUGUCACUGACCCUCUGCCGCUUCCUGGCCUGGAACUAUUUUGCACAAGUUCAGUUGGAGGUGCUGCAGUUGACCCGCCACCCCGAGAACUGGACCCUGCAAGCCCGCUGGCGGCUGGUGGGGCUGCCCAUCCACAUGCUCUUUCUGCGUUUCUACAAGCGCGACAAGGAAGAGCUCUACCGGACCUACGAUGCCUAUUCUACUUUCUACCUGAAUUCCAGCGGCCUCAUUUAUCGCCACCGCCUAGACAAACUGAUGCCCUCACACUCACCCCCAAUGCCUGUGAAGAAGCUGCUGGUGGGAGCCCUGGUGAUGCUGGGGCUGUCAGAGCCAGAAGCCAACUUACACCUGUGA
Pipistrellus nathusii (Nathusius's pipistrelle) is the source of this 933-nucleotide messenger RNA. NCBI's taxonomy places the organism in Eukaryota, Metazoa, Chordata, Mammalia, Chiroptera, Vespertilionidae. The record is from the annotation of a GenBank genome assembly.